Molecule: messenger RNA, 976 nt
Organism: Mixia osmundae IAM 14324
Lineage: Eukaryota; Fungi; Basidiomycota; Mixiomycetes; Mixiales; Mixiaceae
Exons: 4
Coding region: 56-523 (155 amino acids)
Source: RefSeq, a predicted model, not a curated record
CAAAGCCAAAGGUCGCCGCCGCCGCCCAGCGAGCCUGCCGAGAUUGUCUGCCUGGAUGGCGAGCCAGACGAGCACCGGUACACUCAACGCGAGCACGACCGAUCCCAGUAUCUUCCAAGGCGCGCCAGAUGGCUAUGUCAUCCCACGCUGGCCGGCCUUGUACGAUCCUUCGAAGCCCGGCGUGUAUCUCUACUACCCCUACACCAUCUGGCGCUUCACCGUUUAUUGGACACUGCUCCUCUCGGGCACCGUCUUCCUCGUCUCCGGCAUCACCGCCUUUCUCUUUAUAGGCAGAGGUAAAUCGGGACGACAGCUCAUGGCCGUCAUUGCGAUCCCCGUCGCGUUUGUCUUGUUCGGCAUGAUCACCAUGUUUGUCUCUGCAACGAUUGUAGGCUUUGCACUCGCUGCACUGUACACUGCUGGCUUCUUGAGAAUGUCGACCUGGGUGCCCUUUCUUUGGGCGCUCACUCAGAUACUCGUCGUAACCAUCUCGAGCUACUCGACUCUGCCGACAAUCAUGUAGCUCUCACAGCAGCUCUCUUGCACGAGAUCGACUGCGCUAGGAACCUUACUGACAUGAUCAAGAGAGCGACAUACUGAUCAGAUCAUCUGUCGCCCUCCGGUGGCAAGCUGCAGACACUUUUGAGGCAGCGGGAACCACCAACUUCGCGACUAGCCUCACUCCGUCCGAAGAGUCUCGGACAGACAGCUCAUCACUUGAGCCCCACGAUGACAGCGUUCCUGCUUGGCACAUCAGACAACGCCAUCAUCGGGCUCUCUAUAGCCGCUGCUCAACGUGGCAAGCGCUACGUGUCAUACGCCCAUGUCAUACGCUUGCCGGACAGCACACACGGCACGCAUCAAGACAGCCCUUCACGACGACACUUGAUAGCGAGUGUUCUCCUGUAGGCCUUCUCUCCAUAGGCUCUGCCAUCUCUUGCAAGGCUUGCUGCUGCCUCUCGACAAAACACGCGUG